AUAGCCUACAUUUACAUUUUCUGUAUGCUAGUGUGACCUUAGACCUGUAGAUUGCAGUAAAGGUCUACUUUUGCUGUAGAUCCACUUCUACAGCACAAACCUCUCUGGACAAGUAGCCUACACAUUUGUCUCUAGUGAGAGAGAGUGUGUGUGUGGCAAAAAGAGACUGAAUAUUGCAAUACACUUUUAUGAUAACAGAUUAAUUCUGUAGCACAGCUAUAGAUUUUUUUAAAUGCCAAAUGUACCUGCAGCAUGCUACUGGCUACAGAUGCUUUUCUGAGUGACUUGUGUUGUGAGAGGAGAACCAGAAUUCAAACAAAAACUCCUGGAUUACAUGUAAUAAUAUUGUUAGAUAUUUUCAUUAACAUAUGGUAGCAAGUCAAGCUAUCUAGUUACAUACCUUACCUUCGACAUCAACAAGCGACAGACACACGGGCAUCUUUGCUCAGUAAUCUCCUCUCCCCAUCGGUUUCACUGGGAUGACAUCCGGUGGUGUGGCAUGGUAAAGCUUGCUCAAAGGGGAAAAUAACCAACCCGUACUGUCUUCUUCAGACGGCGGUUUUGGAACUUAUUUCAGGCUUAACAUCGCCACGAACCUCCACAUUCGUAUUGGAAUUGCAAGCAGUCAUUCGCGGUUUCCAUCUGCUCGGCCAUGGCGGCACAUAAACCAGUGGAAUGGGUUCAGGCCGUGAUAAAUAGAUUCGACGAGCAGCUUCCCGUUAAAAUGGGACAUCAGAACAACCACACCAAAGUCGGCACAGAGCACAACAAGGAAUGUCUCAUCAACAUCUCUAAGUACAAGUUCUCCCUCGUCAUCAGUGGCCUCACGAACGUACUAAAAAAUGUGAACAACAUGCAGAUAUUCGGGGAAGCUGCUGAGAAGAACCUCUACCUCUCCCAGCUGAUUAUCCUGGACACACUGGAGAAGUGCCUGGUGUCGCAAUCGAAGGACUGCCUGCGUCUGGACGAGACCACGCUUGUGAAGCAGCUGCUGCCAGAGAUCUGUCACUUCAUCCACACGUACCGUGAGGGCCACCAGCACGCUGCAGAGCUCCGUGCCUCUGCCUCAGGGGUCCUCUUCUCCCUCAGCUGCAACAACUUCAACGCUGUCUUCAGCCGCAUCUCCACCAGGUUGCAGGAGCUGACAGUCUGCUCAGAAGACACUGUGGAUGUCCAUGAUAUAGAGCUCAUGCAGUACAUCAAUGUGGACUGCUCCAAACUUAAAAGAAUGCUCCAAGUUGUACAGAGGGAGGAGGGUGAUCCUCAGAGGGAAGGACAGGAAGUUGUUGAGGAAGAACCGGUGGCCCCGCCCAAGAAGGAGGCCAAGAAGGAAAGGAAGGCAAAAAGGAAGAGUAGUGGCAAGAAGUCAGGGAAGCAGGGCACCAACAACGAUGCAGUUUCAGGGCGGUCCUCCCCUAUUGCUUCUGGUACCCAGGCCGCUGAACAGAUGGUCAACAUGGUCCAGAAGUGUUUUGAUGAUCAUGCCACUCCAGAGGACCAGAGCUCCACCUCUGAAUUAGUGUCGUGCAUUCCACCUGCAACAGAAGAGGUGAUGACUGUUAUCGCAGACAUGGUGGAUGAAUUGGAAAAAGAAGAUCCGGAAUUGGCUAAGGUGCUUCGAGAAGUGGCUGUAAAAGUUAAAAUGUUGGCAUCUGGCAGUGACCUUGCAGUGGAGCACCUGGAUGCUCAAGACUCUCCUGUUCCAGAGGAGCUGAACAUAAUAUGUACAUCUUGCAAUAAAAUGACGCAAAGUCUUGGCACUCUGUUUGGUGCAAAGUUCAAGACCAAAGCCUCAAAGGCUGUGAGUGAAAUUCUUGUGAGAAGGUUUAGGAGCGGUAUCUCUGGUAUGGUUCAACCUUCUCAUUCGUUUAGUACCACUCCAAGCUUGACGAAUGCAUCUGGCCCAUCUGACAGGAUCCUUGAUUCGGCGGCCACUGGGCUCAUACAGACCAAAGUAGAUUCUGAGGCAUCACAAAUAAUUGAUAACUUUGUUGAAGAUGUCAAGGACAUUGUGCAGCAUGCUGAAUUAGAUCAGCCAACAAGCACCCAGAGAGAUCCCCAAGUAGGACACUGUAUAACAAAGAGGAAACCCUUCCAUGUAGCUCGUAGACUCUGCGACAGGCUUCAGGCAAAGCUGAAUACAUUGUUCCUCACAAUGGGUGGAACUCCAGUCCAAGGGAAAGAACUUAUGGAAAAAGUUGACUCCAGUGAUGUGCUUCUGGAGCACACUGACUCCAGUGAUCUGCCUGUUUCAAUCCUGAGCUUGCCUUCACCAUGUAGGAGUGAAUCUCCUAUAUCAGAAUGCAAUUCAUCUUCUUUAUCUGAUGGACGUGAUUCAACUGGCUCUGUAGAAGAGAAAACACCAGAGCAACCUGAAACCUGUAAGAGCGAGGCAAUACUGCAAGAGGUCAACUCAAUAGGACUUGGUGCUCUCCGUAAAUGCCAAAGUGAGAACUCUCAACCAUUACUGUCUCUCUGUGAUUCAAACCUGGUGCCCUGCACCAAAGAGGUCUUGUCCCAGAUUGUGGACAUCUAUAGAUCAGAUCAGGAAUGCACAUCAUCUGUUGCAGAGAGUUUCUUUUACAACUCCCUUGAAGUCUAUGACUUUUUGGACGGUGUCAUGUCUUACCUAGAAGACAUGCCUGUGUCCGGUUCCUCUGCGUUGGAGGGAUUAAGAGAUCCCAGAAUCUAAAGACCAGACUACUGCUGAAGAUAGCAUGUUGCCCAGCAUAGUGGCACAUGCUGCCACAUCUGGACUCCCAGAGGAUCUUCCCUCCACCUCUCAACAGGAGAAGCCUCACAAAGCUCCCCUUCUAAUCAGGAUGUUUUCUGCCAUCUCCAUAGGCCUAUCCAAGCCAUUCAAACGGUCUUCAACGCAGGCUUAAUACAGCCAUUUCCUUUAAUACAGUAAUAUUUGCAUUGAA
Coregonus clupeaformis (lake whitefish) is the source of this 2924-nucleotide messenger RNA. Its product is annotated as neurofibromin. The transcript is spliced from 9 exons. Bases 653 to 2692 code for a protein of 679 amino acids. The record is from RefSeq and is a predicted model, not a curated record. Lineage: Eukaryota; Metazoa; Chordata; Actinopteri; Salmoniformes; Salmonidae.